Bactrocera latifrons is the source of this 1408-nucleotide messenger RNA. RefSeq names its product zinc finger protein 486-like. Gene Ontology annotation, cellular component: nucleus. The record is from RefSeq and is a predicted model, not a curated record. The coding region runs from base 101 to 1339 and encodes 412 amino acids. The transcript is spliced from 3 exons. Lineage: Eukaryota; Metazoa; Arthropoda; Insecta; Diptera; Tephritidae.
AAAUACAUUUAAAAUCAGAAAAACAGCUGUUCACCACUGGUCUUGCCGUUUGUAAACAAAUCUAAAAUUAGUUAUUUAAUAGUGGAGAUUGCACGCAAACAUGCUUAAAAUCGUUAAUGCUGCAAAUAAUUUCGGUUAUAAUCACUCAAAGUCCAAAUGUGCCGAAAUUCAUUAUCAAUCUUCAACAUUUUCGAUUUUAUGCAUUUUCUGUGGUUUGAAAACGCUUGCGUUUUCUGAAUUCUGUGAACAUUUUAAAAAACAUUGUGAAGAAUUCACGGACGAAUUGUCUGACACAGAAGUAUUGAUUAUUAAUAUUGAAAACAACAGUACGACAAAUUCCAAUUGCAAGCACGAUCCAUUGAAAUUAGAAGCCGCAGAUAUCACAAAUGAUUCGGAUGUGGGAUUAAACAUUCUUGGGACAUCUAAUCAAGGAACAAUAAAUAAAAUAGAAAAUAAAAACGAUGAAAGUCUUAGUGUUAAUCAGUUGUUUCGGCACAAACCAGUAUUUGUGGGACUACAAUAUGAUAAGAAUAUUGUGAAAAACAAAAUAAAAGAGGAAGUUACUGGCGUGUACACGAAAUCUACUAAAACAAAUUUGGUAGAUUGUUCAACUUAUAAAAGGACUUCAGGCCAUGAAAACACCAGUGAAAGCGAAAGUGAUCAAACAGAUUCAAACCACACAGAAAGUAAGGCAAAAGAAUGUAUUGAUUGGACGAAAUCCUACGAACCAAAUUUGUUAAAAAAUAGUGACAAACGUCCUUACAAAGCACGUAAUACGCCAAAUAUGUGCACAUAUUGUGGUAAAACAUUUCGACGCCGUUUGCAGCUGGAUACGCAUUUAAAUAUACACACCGGUUCCAAACCACACCAAUGUGAGAUUUGCGGACGUCAAUUUCGUGCAGUGACAACAUUAGCUCGCCAUCGCAAUACCCACCAAAAUCGUUCCGAUUUCUGCUGUAAAUUUUGUUCGAAAUCUUUUUCUCGGCGCGCAGCAAUGUUAAGCCACGAAUUGAGGCACACACAAGAGCGACGCGUACCAUGCGACAAGUGUGAAAAGCUAUUCUACACGGUUAAUCAAAUGGAUACACAUAAACGAAAACUUCAUCAUAUGACGGAUGAUGCAUCCUUACCAUUUCAAUGUAAUUUGUGCACAAAUCGUUAUCGCAGUGCUUCUAUGUUAAGUACACAUAAGUUGAAAAAACACUAUAAAACUGCAAAAAUAUUUUGUGAGCAAUGUGACAAAAAAUUCAUUGAUGAAGCUCAAUUAGAGGUUCACAAAACUAUACACAAACCAACUCUUAAACAUAAUUCUUAUCAAAUUGAUACAUUUAGUAAAUAAUAUCGUUCUUUUAACUACUUUGAAUUUUUGUCGUUGAAAUAUCAUCACUCAUCAAAUAUCUUUCGAUUG